GUCACGGUGCACUUAAUCGAACUCCCUCAGUGUGGCUGGGUGUGUGUAGCGAGAGAGGGCACAGGGUGGCCCUCUAAAUCUGGGUAGAUUCAUUUACACCACAUUUAAAUUGGCAUACCACAUCAAAUUAAUGAAAGGGGAGAUCUAAUAAUUAUUUCUCAGUAUUGAGUGUUCUGACGUGAACUCACUGGGUUGUCGGAUAAGGAAAAUGUCAGAUCCCACAGUGGCUGAUACUCGCCGGUUAAAUUCAAAGCCUCAGGACCUGACGGAUGCUUAUGGUCCCCCCAGCAAUUUUCUGGAAAUUGACGUUUAUGACCCACAAACUGUUGGAGUCGGGCGGAACCGUUUCACAACUUACGAAGUCCGUAUGCGGACAAACCUGCCGAUUUUUAAGUUGAAGGAUUCCAUUGUGCGAAGAAGAUACAGUGACUUUGAGUGGUUGAAGAAUGAGUUGGAGCGAGACAGCAAGAUUGUAGUGCCGCCCUUGCCUGGGAAGGCACUGAAGAGACAGCUACCUUUCCGUGGGGAUGAAGGCAUUUUUGAAGAGGCUUUCAUCGAAGAGCGACGUGUGGGUCUUGAGCAGUUCAUCAACAGAAUUGCAGGUCAUCCUCUUGCUCAAAACGAGCGCUGUCUUCACAUGUUUUUGCAGGACGAGAGCCUUGACCGUAACUACAUUCCCGGAAAGGUAUGAAAUCCAGUGAUCCAGAGGCGAGAUGUGCAUAGCACCGGCCAGAACCCGUCUGAUUUAUCACCUCGUCCCGAUAAAGCAUACAGAGCCCUAUCCACGUUGCAGCCGCAGCCACCUCUGACAGCUGCCUCUGUCUCUCUAAUGCCUUGUACUGUAUAUACAUGUAUAUUCUUCUAGAUACCCCAGCAACACCGGUUCACGGCCCUCUGCAGCCCUGUUAUGUGUGUAGCCAAGCACACUAAAUGGGGUGUGUUACAGGGAAGUUAGUACAUUGUUGCAGAUUUACAUAUAAACAGAAAUUCAAUUUUUUUUAAAUCUGUAUCUGAAUUUUCCCCCUAAAAAACAUUGCAUUUGGCACUGUAGUUGGGUCCACCUCUAUGUAUCAAUUCCAGCUAUGCCUCAUAAUCUGCCCAACCUCCCAGCGACAUUAGUUUUGUUUCACUUGUCUUUGUCCCUCCCUCAAUAAAUUAUUUUCUUGAAUGAUUUAAUCCACAAAUCACAAUCUGUCUCUCUAAUGAUCUUCAUCCAUAGAAGACUGGCUGUGUCUACGUGUAAAGUAUAUAUGAUAACCUAAUAGAAAAUACAUAGCUGUUUGAGGGGAAAUUGGUAUACUCUCUCUGCCCAGCAUAGCCUAAAGGAUUAUGUGUUCAUGGUUCUGUCAUUCCAGUUAAUGGGUUACCUAUUUUUCUUCGCACAUCAAUAAAGAAAAAAUACCUAUUUCUGUCAUUCCUUCUGGAGACGUUUCACUUUUGUAAUAGUCUGAUUUCUUACCUUUAAGUAUUCAAUCAUAAUGUAUCUCUGUCCCUUGGUACCCACAGUAACCAAAAUUGUUUCUCCAAUUGUAUGAUUAAAAUCUCUGGAUGUCAGUAAACAAUGGUACCUUCCAAAGUUAAGCAAAAUGUAGCAUCAUUGGAAAACAAAUGUUUUUUAAAGGGAGAUCUUCCCAUAGUUUUCCUCUAACAUGACAUUCCAUGUUUCUUUGCAUUUUCCAUUGAAAUAAGAAUUUGUGGCUUUCCAAAUGCUCUUGCAGUUAGAUUUUUCUAUUAUGAUUACUUUUUAUUAUCAGAUCUUUGUUUGCCUUGAAUUGUUCAUUAUCAGUCUUUGCAUCGUUUUCAGUCUGUUUAUGGGAAUGUAAUGUCAGGUAAUCAAACCACUGUGAAAACAAGGGGCUGAUGAAUAAUCCACACAUUUUUAUUGAUAAAGAAGCUUUUGGCAUGAAGUUUAUUGACCUAAAGUAUUUCUUGAAUGCCUUUUUUGUCUUAUGUAUUUUGUCUUCAUUAUUAUCAUGUACAUUUAAUCUCCAUUUUCAGAAGAGCUGCCUUGUUUGUACCAUAAAUAAAAUUCCCUCUGCCUGCAGGGCUAUGUCCAA
Salmo salar (Atlantic salmon) is the source of this 2057-nucleotide messenger RNA. NCBI's taxonomy places the organism in Eukaryota, Metazoa, Chordata, Actinopteri, Salmoniformes, Salmonidae. The record is from RefSeq and is a predicted model, not a curated record.